Messenger RNA from Salvelinus fontinalis (brook trout), 2265 nucleotides. RefSeq names its product alkaline phosphatase-like. Bases 181 to 1761 code for a protein of 526 amino acids. Gene Ontology annotation, cellular component: plasma membrane. Gene Ontology annotation, molecular function: alkaline phosphatase activity. Gene Ontology annotation, biological process: dephosphorylation. The record is from RefSeq and is a predicted model, not a curated record. The transcript is spliced from 12 exons. Lineage: Eukaryota; Metazoa; Chordata; Actinopteri; Salmoniformes; Salmonidae.
AGAGCUGGUGCAUAUACUUAUAAAAGGAUUGUGAAGAGCGUCAGGAACAGACACAUGAAAACGUGAAUGUGCUUUAUCAACGGACAGACGUGUUUUUGCUACAGAAGCUUAAGAACCCACAACUCUCUCUAGUUUGGGACGUGGUAUGUGGUAACACUACAGCGAUAGAGCGAAAGCAACAUGAAGGUGACAAUCCUGCUCAUCUGCUCCUGCCUGGUCUGGGGAGGCCUGGGGAAGCCACAGUUUCCUGACCAAGAGAAAGAUUCCCUGUUCUGGAACACAUGGGCCCAGCGUACUUUGAAGAAUGCCCUCACACUUCAGAAGCUCAAUCAAAACACUGCAAAGAACCUCAUCCUCUUCCUUGGUGAUGGAAUGGGCAUUCCCACAGUGACGGCAGCACGAAUACUGAAGGGGCAGCUAAGCAGACAGAGCGGGGAAGAGACCCAGCUGGAGAUGGACAAGUUCCCCUUUGUUGCGCUUUCCAAGACAUAUAACACCAAUGCCCAGGUGGCAGACAGUGCGGGUACGGCCACAGCAUUCCUCUGUGGGGUGAAGGCCAACGAGGGCACGGUGGGUGUGAGUGCAGCUGCCGUCCGUUCCCAGUGCAACACCACACAGGGCAACGAGGUCACCUCCAUCCUCAGAUGGGCCAAGGAAGCCGGCAAGUCAGUGGGAAUAGUCACGACAACGCGUGUGAACCAUGCCACCCCCAGUGCGGCUUAUGCCCACUGUGUUGACAGGGACUGGUACUCCGAUGGAGAGAUGCCCGCUGAGGCAGUGCGGGCGGGCUGCAAGGAUAUCGCCAUGCAGCUCUUUGAGAACAUUCCCAACAUCGAUGUGAUUAUGGGAGGAGGGAGGAAGUACAUGUUCCCCAAAAACCAGUCAGAUGUGGAGUAUCCUGGAGAGAAGAAACACUUCGGUACGCGCAUCGAUAGAAGGAACUUGGUGGAGGAGUGGAAUAACAGAAUGAAAAACAAGAACGCCCACUAUGUAUGGAACAAGAAGGAACUUUUAUCGCUAAAUCCUAAUAGUGUGGAUUACAUUUUGGGUCUGUUUGAGCCUGGAGAUCUUCCCUAUGACCUGGAGAGAAACAAUGAGACAGAUCCUUCACUGACAGAGAUGGUGGAGGUGGCCAUCAAGAUCCUAAAGAAAAACCCCAGCGGAUUCUACCUGCUGGUGGAGGGGGGGCGCAUCGACCACGGACAUCAUGACGGUAAAGCCAAGCAGGCCCUGCAUGAGGCAGUGGAGAUGGACCGGGCCAUUGGCCACGCCGGCCUCAUGACCAGCAUAAAUGACACAUUGACUGUCGUCACUGCUGACCAUUCUCACAUGUUCAACUUUGGAGGCUACACUCCAAGGGGGAACACAAUUUUUGGACUGGCUCCCAUGUUGAGUGAUGUGGACCAGAAGCCCUUCACUGCCAUCUUAUAUGGGAACGGACCAGGGUUCAAAGUAGUCAAUGGUCUGAGAGAGAACAUCUCCACCCUUGACUAUGAGGAAAAUAACUACAAGGCCCAGUCUGCAGUGCCGCUGAGUAUGGAGACUCAUGGAGGAGAGGAUGUGGCUGUGUUUGCUAAGGGCCCUAUGGCUCACCUGCUGCACGGUGUACACGAGCAGAACUACAUUCCCCAUGUCAUGGCUUAUGCUGCCUGCAUUGGCCAGAACAGAGACCACUGCAUGUCAUCCAGUAGAGCCUCUAGUCUCAGCGCUGCUCUGCCCAGCCUGACAGCUCUCCUCACACUCAUCCGCCUCCUCUGCUGACCUUUCACCCCAAUCCCCCUCCUGCACUACCCCAACCCUCCUCUUAGUAGAGGUUUGGUGUUUUUCAGUCAGAUGUAGUGUUAGGGAAAAUAAGAGGAUAUCACUUUAUUUCUACUUUAACAUAUAGGAUAAAUUGUGUUAUUUUACUUUGGUAUUGAUCACUAUUCAGGUAACACCAAAACUAUGUGAAGAAUUCUGUCAUAUCAGUUGGUUUAAGAGAAGGGUAUAUCUCUGAAUUUAUAUCAAUCAUUGUAUGGGGUAAAUAACCUCCCAGUAUUAAUGACACAGCAAUGUUGCUGCCCACCUAUAUAUUUGUUGUCUGUCAAUUCCAUGACUGGAUCAGGCAACUUUUCAAAGAAGCUAUUUCCUUUUGAAAAUUAGAAACCUAAUGUAGGGGAGAGCGAGGAAUGUUGUCACACUUUUCACACUGUCUAACAUUUACUGGGCACAUCACAUCACAAUGGUAUAAAUGUCAUACCAAAUUAAAGAAGGAAGUCUUGGGCA